Messenger RNA from Trichosurus vulpecula (common brushtail), 429 nucleotides. RefSeq names its product beta-defensin 15-like. Gene Ontology annotation, biological process: innate immune response. Bases 1 to 429 code for a protein of 142 amino acids. Gene Ontology annotation, cellular component: extracellular region. The transcript is spliced from 2 exons. NCBI's taxonomy places the organism in Eukaryota, Metazoa, Chordata, Mammalia, Diprotodontia, Phalangeridae. The record is from RefSeq and is a predicted model, not a curated record.
AUGAAGCUCUUUCUCCUGGCUUUUGCCAUGAUCUCAUUUCUGCCACAGACAACCAAAGGUGGCUGGGGAGAAAAAAAAUGCUUUGACAAUGUGGGACGCUGUCGGAGUUCGUGCAAGAGUAAGGAGAGCGAGCAUUCUACGUGUCCCAAUAAGAAAAAAUGCUGUGUGCCCACGGAUAAGCUCCCGAAGGAUGCGGAAAAGACAGGGGGCGACGGCGCGGCUGCCUCAGGAGCAGGAGCACCUCCCAGUGCAGGAGCCUUGACCCCACCACCAGCAGGUGCAGCCCCCGCUGCGGCCCCAGCCCCGGCUGCCGCCCCAGCCCCCGCCGCAACACCGGCAGCCGCAGAAGCCCCUCCCGCAGAAGCCGCCCCAACAGAAGCCGCUCCCGCAGAAGCCGCCCCCACUGAGGCACCACCUGAGGGCGAAUGA